This is a messenger RNA of Durusdinium trenchii, 288 nucleotides long. Lineage: Eukaryota; Dinophyceae; Suessiales; Symbiodiniaceae. The record is from the annotation of a GenBank genome assembly.
AUGUUGCAACAAUAUGGGCUGCCCAAGUUCAAACUCGAUGUGCGGGCUCAAAAGGGCCGCAAGUGGCUGCUCACGUUGUUGGCCGUAGGCUAUGCCGCAACGGCAGUGCAUCAGGUCGUUUGGGGCAGUGCUUGCCUCUUUGUUGGCCCCUUUACUUUGGGAGCACUGCGGUGCUUCAUUGUUGCGGCGUGCGCCCAUGUAUGCCGGGGAGCCAUUUCAGUGGGAGUUCUUUUGGUGUGCUUGCAAUCCCAAAUCGUCAGCUCGCAAUCAGUUGACAGGCCUUUCUAA